AGAGGGCGCUAGUCCAAAUAAACGAUGGCACAUGGGCUGCAUGGGCCUCGAAGGACCGUGACGUGGGUGAGCUUGAUGCUGUUUUAAUGUGAAUGUUCGAAGUUUACUUCAAACUUUAGCUGUCCGAACAGUGAUAUGCUGUUUGUAAAGGGUUCUUAGGCAGCGCAUUAGGUUCUAGGUGACCCUGUGGUUGGCAGUCCCCGAAAGGUUUCCCUUUUAAGUGCUACUGACCGCUCAUUUUUUUUACGAUGUCGGAACCCAAAAUAUCUGCGAGCGACCCGCUGAAGCUGUGGUACAGUAUAAAAGGCGACGUCAGAACAGCAAAGAGUGUUGCUCUGGAGUCGCUCACCUUACAGUCUGUUGACCACUCCGUCUACGUCAUGCUGCAGAUGAAUUGUGACUUCAUCAAGAAGUUUGAAUUCCUGAACAUCUCUGAGAUCAUUGUGACAAAUUUGCGCAAUGGUAUGAGCCUGAUGGAGAUCUCCGACUGUCUGAGGAUCCUUGCAAAAUAUGCCAAAGAGAUGCUCAAGCCCACAAAGGAACGGUACAAGCACUGGAACAAGAUACCCUUCAUGAAGGCUGGUGCCCCGCAAAAGUGGACCCGAAUGGAUGGUACCAAGACAAUCCUGAAACAGCUUGGCUACACGCAAGAGACAUCGAAGGGCUACAUUUUCCCUCUGCACUCUUUUGGACCUCCGCUCAAUGUCAUCAAGAGCCUGUCCCUUGAAUUGGCCUUGGCAGCUGCCGAGCUCUCCGUCUUCUACAACAACCACCACCCACACCCAGAGUACAUUCGGAACAUCAUGUGCCCCGGUGGAGCACUUCUGCCUUCGGCCUCAAGUGCUGAGCGCCGCGAGUUCAACGUCAUGGACCUUUUGGCCGAAGUGGGAAACUCAGCGAAUCUAAGGGACCUGACCCAGGCUCCGAUCCCUGCACAGAACCUGAUGAGCCCUGCUCCACACAAGGGCCGGGGCCGGCCACCCACAGUGGCCCGGGUGUCUGAGGUGGCUGCCAACUGUGCCGCGGCCUGCAACUGCCAUGCCUACUAUGACAGCUACUCUGCUCAGCAGCAGCUUCCGGCUCACCAGCAGCCGCUUCAUCUGCAGACAUCCAGCCACCUCCAGCCGGCACAUCAGCAACAAGACAUCCAGCGACACCAGCAAGAGUUGCAGCAGCAAGAAAUUCAGCAGCAGCAGCAGCAAGAUAUUCAGCAGCAACAACAGGAUCAACAGCAGCAGGAGAUCCAGCAGCAGCAGCAAGAUAUUCAGCAGCAGUCACGCGAGUCUCAGCCGUGAUAUGGAGGGAUGAUGUUCACUUAAAAAUGCUCACUGAAGAUGAGCAUCUCAUUCUGUAUGUACUCAGCUUUUUAAGAAGGGCUGUGGGGUUGCUUCAGUUCUAGUGUUUUAUAGGCAAAUGACGUGGCUACUCCCGAGGUGUGCUGUGGUUGGAUCUGGUCUCUCUUUUCAGAAAGAAGAAAAUUGUCAGAAGAUGUUCAGGAGCUUUGUGGCUCUAUCAUACGAUUGUGAAGGUCGCACAAUCCUCAAACUAUUAUGUGAGAGUAAUUAUAAAACCAAAAACUGAGGGUAUUUGCUGCUGUUGCUCUACAGUAAAAGUUGCCAGCAUGCGAUUUUUAUGGGUUUUGGCUCCUCGUGCGUCACGUCUUUGGUUUGUGUAUGUAGGUAGUUUAAAGACACUAGAGCAGCUACAACGAACACGUAUCCACUCUUCAGCAGAAGCACUGUGAGCUGGGGUAUUUUUUCUUAGCAUUCUAACGUGUUUGUUUUAAAUGAGGGAGAAAAUUAAGAAUUUAAAUUCCAAUUCACGGUUUGCUUCAGCCAUGUCUCAAAAACAGUUUAAUAGACAAUAGGCACUUUCAAGACCGGUGAAAAAAUUUAAAUUUGCUUAGUGAGAGAGCAACUACAUGGAAAGUCAAAUUUUGAAACAUCCAUUCUGUACUGAUUGUGAGAAUUGAAUAGCAUUAGAUUUAUGCUCUAUUUUACGAUUGUACACAGAAAAAGAAGUGGAGUCGUGAGCAGUCUGGAGACUGUGCAUCCCAUUUAGAUUGCAUGCUGGUAUAGUGUGCACGAAUGUGCUAGAUACCUUUUCUCGUAUGAGUGACACAAAUCCACUAGCAUAUACGUAUUUCCAGAAUGAAGCCACGAUAUUGUACAUAGUAGUUUAGUUACAUUUCCUAGUAAUAUUUAGUCGGUUUUUGUGUUUCAAGAGGCACAUGUGGUGCAACACAGCAUUUCUCAUUUCUCCUUAGCCAAGUUCUCUUCUAUGUAGUGUGAUAGUCCUGCUGCAGUGUUAAAUUAUGCGACAUCUGAUGAACCUCGAUUUAACAAAGUCCCCGGGACCCGCUAAUUAUUUCAAUAAAUCGGGAACUUCGUAAAAUCGAGGAAAUCCUUUUGCGGGCAUAGGCUGCGCGAGGAAUCUGAAUUUGUUCGUUAAAUUAGGAAAUUCGUAAAAUCGGGUUUUGUUAAAUCGAGGGUUAACUGUAUGAUAAACACCCCGCUUUCUGUGCUAUUGGUGGCUGGUGGCUAAAGUUGUACAUUCUGCCUGCUAGGGCUAGCUAAUAGCAUUGAUUCUAGCUUGCUUCAGUAAUCAGUAGCUUGUCAAGCACUUUCUUGUUUUAGCUGCAUUUACUUUGGGUUGCUUACAUCGCUAUAUCUCUUUACACGGAGCGCAGUGUCGCUAAUCUGUUCGACUAAAAUCAAAAUGGUUUGUUCUUAGGGCAGGGCAAAGUAAACAAAAUUUCCUUGGAAGUUAAGGUUUGCAUAUUAACAAAAAAGCAUUGCCUUAUUUUUAGAUGGAAGUGUAAAUCUAAAACCAUUGGACACAUGCUUUUAUGCAUACCUCUGACAAAUAUUCAAACUGAUGUAGAUGUAUACAGAGAUCGACACAGUUAAUCUGAACAUGAGGCCGGCACUUUGUUGCAAUAGACCGGUUCCACCAGCCAGUUUUGUUAUGCCGCCGCUGUCGCCGUGUGUCGUGGGAACAAGCCUGCGCACGUGACAACCGCGCUGCGAGUCUGCGCUAGCAGAAGACGACGGCGCGAGCUGUCUUGUGCACUGGCACCUGCCUCUUGUGGACUACAGUUAAGGCGGCCUCAUUCAUGCAUGCGUGGAACGCUUACUGAGAUCGGUCUAUUUAUUCUUCAAGUUAGCAUCCGUUACUAAAUUUCACCGUGCAAAUUGAUGCCACUGUGAAUACGGCCUGCCACGCUGGUGGUUUCAAUGAAAGCGUUUUAGCUGUGGGAAAAAUUGAUGAUUACACGUCAACUGUGUCGUGUCUGUUCACCUAAAGCCAACCUUAGACUUUAAAAAAUGAGGCAAGCUGCUAUGCCAGAACAUUUUUCCCUCAUGUUUCGAUGUAAAUUUGGCUUAGUGGUGCAUGGUAUGAUCAAGCACUAUUAAUAUGGUUUGCCAUGGUGAUUUUAACCUGAGGCUCAGGCAGAAGAGGAAAAAUAUUUUACAGUGGAAAAGAAAGUAACAAGGACAGACAUUGUCUCUAACUCGGCUAAUAAUUUUACUCAACCACCCUCCUUAUAUACAGAACCACAACUGCUACAGAGCUACCGAACAUCCUGUUUUUCAAAGUGUGCAGAAUCCUUACCCACAUCACAAAACAAAUAUCUAAAACAACCUACAAAGUACAGCAACCUUUCACUUUAGACGAAAAGCUUUCUAGACUGCUUGUAGACAGGUGGUUGAAUAAAAUUAUCAGCCGAGUUGAGAUGUUUUUUGUCCCUGUUAUUUUCUCCUCCACUGUAAAAAAACUUUCCUCUUCUGCCACAGUCUCGGGUUAAAAUUAUCAUAGUAAGCUUCCACCAGCUCGCUCGUGCGCUGACUGUAGUUUCGGUAAUAUAAUGGUACAUUGCAUACUAGAUUUUUUUUGCAUUUACACAAAUUUGUAAUUGCAUGCUUUAUGAGCUACCAGACUUAUUUUGGUAGUUUUAAACGAGCAUAUAUACAUUGUAUAUGGAAUAUUCUAUAUGUGUCUGGUGUACUGUCUGCAGAAGUGCAUACUAUACAACUGCAGCUUUCAGUAGUUCAAUUUUUGCAGCAUUUUGGGAGGUGUAAAAUCACAACUAUUCAUGUUCUACGUCAUUUUUAGGUGCAGUUUUGCAUCGCACUGGGAAACUCAUUUUACUGUUUAGUGUCUAGGUUUAUGCACAAACAUUUCAGCAUAUUUUGGUUCUUGCUUUGUCCCCAAAUACAUACUUGUGAGUCACUUGUGCCAUCAGAUGAACAUAUGGGAUCUCCAUGCAUCAUGCUCCUAUUUACUCUCGAUAGCAUGCUUCAAACAUUUCCCCAUUGUGCCGUGAUGCAUGCUUUGUACUUAGUGCUGAGGGGUGUUCUAUUGUCCUGGCUGCCGGUUCAGUUUGAUCUAGAUAAGACAGCUUGCCUUUGAUGUGCACCUUGUAUGGUGAAACGAGCAGUCAGAAGCUGCUUGGAAUGCCAACUGCCGAUUGUGAAGGAGAUUUGAAUUUUGUUCUGAUUUUUGAUCUCAAACCUUAUUCUGGCAACCUUGUUUGGCAGAUGUGACCAUAUAGCAUUUUGGUUACAUAGGAAUCUGUGAUGCAGAUAUCUUCUGAGGUUUCAUCCUUAGACACUGAAUGUCUGCUAAGAAUGGCAACUCUCGAGAAACUUGCAUAUUCUUCAUCGCCAGUUUACUAGAGACAACUGGGUUUCUUUUGGCCUCAACUUUCUUUCAUGUAUCCUAAGCAGAUACUAUAUGCAAUGUCAUUGGUGAAGCUUACUAGUGUAAAUUACAGAUUUUAUCUUCAUAAUUUGUUUACUUUGGUAUUAAUGUUGCCUAAAAGCAGUUCUUUUCUAACCUGUGAAUACUCUAGCAGUUUACCUUGGUCUCUUGAAAAAUAAAAGCAAUAUUAGGUGCUUUCAGCACCAUUUAUUUGAUAUUUUCAAAAUUGGUGUAGUUUAAUUUUGUGUAAUGGUCAUGAGUAAUUUGUUUAAUUUUUGGUUGCCCAUUCAAAGUGAUACACUUUUUAGCAUGGGGCUUUGCUGGGCUAUAGAAUUAAAUACUUAAUUUUUGAGCUAACAAGCAUUUUUCAUAAAAGCAUCAUUGCAAAAUGGAUGGAUAUAUGAAGAUAAAAAUACAUCAUAACCAUUUGAGGUUGUUUCAUAUUGAUUCCUGGUUAAUUUGAAGGUAUAUAUGAGCUCCAGCAUUACUUUAUAUUCUCCAUCUACAGGUUGGUUUCUAGUCCCGUUAUUAAAAUGUAUCGACACCUCCAAGUUUAGUUUGUAUGUGAUGUGUGCUACACAUGUGCUCUUUUAUUAACUGCUACCCUGGCAGACAAUCAUCAGCAUUCAGCUGGUGCUCAUCUGCUGCAUUGAUUGGGUAUUGCAUACUGGUGAUUAAAAGUGCAGCAGUGCAUUGAGACUCAAAAAUACAGAAUGAUUUUGGAUGUUGCAGAUUGAACAUGUUGAUUGAGUUGAACAUUUUAGGCAGUUACUCUUGUGAUAACGUCAUUCUUUGCACUGCAUGUUUGUCCUUUUGCCGUGCUUGGUGUUUGUACUCCUAUGUAAGUGUUGUAUCCUGGCUUCCACUACAAGUUUUGUGCUGUGGUGGUAUUUUAAUGCCUGUGUGUGUUGUAGUACCUAUCCUAGAGUUAUAUUUCUUCUGAGCAGGCAAGGUGUCAGUUAUCCCAAUCUAACUGCAGGUGCAUUUGCUUUUGGACCAUGUUUUGUGCACCAUUUGUGACUAACUUGUUGACUAAACAUGAAGUAGUGUUUCUGGUAAGCUUGGCUCCGUAACCCACCUGAAGUAAGUGCAGGCUGACUUGACCAAUAAGUGAUGCUCUACAUUUGCUUCUCAGGCUUGACAGUGUGUGUUCACUGCUCAGUGUAGACAGCCCCAUGUGACUGAAACGGAGAGAGCAAUAGUUGCACCUUGUACCUUACAAUUAACAUUUGAAAGUAGAAAGUUGGUGGUGAACGUUGCAUGCAAAAGCAUUGCAGAGCUAGCAAUAUGCUGAGUAGCCUUGUUCCUUAGCUUCAAAAUGUGAUAUGUUGGCCUUGCUACUUGUUCCAUUGCAACUGGAGCAGAGUUGUGUUCUGAAAUGUUUCUUGCGUUUGCCCAGGAGAGGUAUGAAUACUAUGAAACGCUUUAUUGUCAUUUGCUUUUAUAACAAUUUUGUUGGGACUUGGAUUUCUUUGUCUUUAUAUCAUCCUUAACAAGAUGGGAAAAGUGAUAUUUUACUGUCUUUUUGUCAUGAUGUUUGAGUGAUAUGUUUAAAUAUGCUAAACUGUGCCAAACCUUUUGUGUGCAUUUUGUUUGCCUCCUACAGUAAUAAUGCCAGUAAGUCAAUAAAGGGUGUUUGUGCUGAUCUCA
This is a messenger RNA of Ixodes scapularis (black-legged tick), 6354 nucleotides long. Its product is annotated as LIM and SH3 domain protein Lasp. Gene Ontology annotation, molecular function: ubiquitin protein ligase activity; linear polyubiquitin binding; K63-linked polyubiquitin modification-dependent protein binding. The coding region runs from base 249 to 1295 and encodes 348 amino acids. Gene Ontology annotation, biological process: protein linear polyubiquitination. Gene Ontology annotation, cellular component: LUBAC complex. NCBI's taxonomy places the organism in Eukaryota, Metazoa, Arthropoda, Arachnida, Ixodida, Ixodidae. The transcript has 5 exons. The record is from RefSeq and is a predicted model, not a curated record.